Durio zibethinus is the source of this 1125-nucleotide messenger RNA. Its product is annotated as Sugar isomerase (SIS) family protein. The record is from RefSeq and is a predicted model, not a curated record. Lineage: Eukaryota; Viridiplantae; Streptophyta; Magnoliopsida; Malvales; Malvaceae. Gene Ontology annotation, molecular function: isomerase activity; carbohydrate derivative binding. Gene Ontology annotation, biological process: carbohydrate derivative metabolic process.
GAUGAAGGGCGAGUUAUCUCUUUCAUGGUUUGCCACACGGAAUUUUUUUUUCUUGCGAUUUUAUCUGAACACAAGAUUCAAAAGGUUUUUUUUUUUUGUUGACAAAGGCGCAAGAUUCAAUUGAGACGGCGCCAAAUCAACGUGGGAAAAUUAAGCUCAUCUUUUACUGGUGGAUUUUUGAAUGAAUUAGAGAUUCAUUGCCAUAUUUGAGAAAGAAAAUUUCAUGUUAGUGUAACAAAAUUAGGCACUGUUAAUAGUGCUUGCUGUCUCUCAAAUCUUAGUAACUGCACGCUUAUCCGUAGUACACAUCUGUUAUCCACUUGUUCUUUGUCUUUUAGGGAGGAUAUAAUAGACGGUUCAACGACCCAGCACAUAACCCAGAAACUCUGCAACCAUGGACACCGAUAACGCUUCAAUGGCAAUCCUAGCCUCCCAAAUAUGCAACCAUAUAGCCUCCAUCUUCUCCAAACCCAGUACCCACCCACCAGCCUUAGACCUCAUGGUAGCAGAGUUGACCUCCAUAGCGUCCCAAAAGGGUCGCGUCUUUCUCUAUGGAGUAGGCCGAGAAGGUCUAAUGCUAAAGGCUCUGUGCAUGCGCCUGGCUCAUCUGGGCCUCUCUGCUCACUUUGUCUUCGACAUGACCACUCCUCCGAUUACUUCCAAAGACCUUCUCAUAGCCUCAGCUGGCCCUGGAGGAUUCUCCACCGUUGAUGCCAUAUGCUCUGUGGCAAGAUCCCACGGUGGUAGAGUUUUGCUGCUAACUGCCCAACCUGAGACUGGAUACAGCGUGAAGCAUGCAAAUGUAGUGGCGUAUGUACCAGCACAAACAAUGGCUGAUGAUAAGGAGGAUCGUGGUGAGGAGAAAUCUAGAACGUUGCUACCUAUGGGGAGUGUUUACGAGGGGGCCAUGUUUGUGUUGUUUGAGAUGGUGGUCUACAAAUUGGGUGAGGUUUUGGGAGAGAGUCCUGAGGCUAUCCGAGCUCGUCAUACCAAUCUUGAGUAAAAAGUCUGCUAGAAAUGAGAGGAGGGAUGCUUUGUUCGUGUCUGAAGAAAUUUUCAGGAUCAAUCAUCGUCUUCACAUGCACCAAUCUAUCAAAGUUGUUCUUGAAAUAUUUACGACCCCAG